AUGCAUAGAAGGUGCAGUACUAGUCAAAAAAUAUUUGCAUCAAUUAUAAUUAGAUUGGCAUUGGCAAAAACUUUUUGUAUAAAUUAUGGUGUUUUCAUUCUUGAUAAACCUACCACAAAUCUUGAUGAAGGGAAUAUUGAAAAUUUGGUGGCUGGCUUACGAAAUAAUAGAGAAGCUGAUAAGUUUAUCAAAGCUUCAAAGAGAAAGCAAAUAUAA
Dentiscutata erythropus is the source of this 216-nucleotide messenger RNA. NCBI's taxonomy places the organism in Eukaryota, Fungi, Glomeromycota, Glomeromycetes, Diversisporales, Gigasporaceae. The record is from the annotation of a GenBank genome assembly.